AAACUUUAAUGUUUCUUCAUCACCUCAUAAAGCUUCCAACAUAAUCAUAUCUUGGAACAUUUUCAGCUCCUAAUCUCUCUCUAGGAAACCACCAAUUUCCUCAUUUUUGCAUAACUUUAGAAUUCUUCAACAAUAAGAAGUUAUUAAGCACUUAUUUUUGAAUUGAAAAAAGUUAAUAUACAUAGAGGUACUCUGAAAGAUGCAUGCUGUUGGAAGGCAAAUGCAAAGAUCAGGCUCCACCAGCUACCACCAGAGGCAGCUCUCUGAUAAUUUUCUUGAAGGUGGUGGUUUUAGUAAGAACAGCAAAUGGCUUCAGCCUCAGGUACGUAAGAGACCCCUUAAUAAAAGGGAGGUGGCGAAGACGGAGGAAGACAUUAUAACUAUUGAUCCAAAUACUAAUUCCCUUUCCGUCCAUGAGAAAAAAUUCAAGGUGGACUUAACUGAAUAUGUUGAGAAGCAUGAUUUUUUUUAUGACGCUGUGCUGAAUGAGAAUGUCUCCAAUGAAGAAGUAUACUUGGAGACAGUCGAGCCUAUAAUACCAAUGAUUUUUGAACGAACAAAAGCAACCUGCUUUGCUUAUGGCCAAACAGGGAGUGGAAAGACUUUUACAAUGCAACCGUUGCCACUUAAGGCAUCCGAAGAUAUAUUUAGGCUAAUGCACUAUAAUUACCGGAACCAGGGAUAUCAGUUGUUUGUCGGUUUCUUUGAAAUAUAUGGAGGAAAGCUAUUUGAUCUUCUCAAUGAUAGAAAAAAGCUUUGUAUAAGGGAAGAUGGAAAACAACAGGUCUGCAUUGUGGGCUUGCAAGAAUUUGGAGUAGUAGAUGUAAAUACAGUCAAGGAAUUAAUCGAGAGAGGCAAUUCAACAAGAAGUACUGGCACAACUGGUGCAAAUGAGGAAUCCUCUCGAUCACAUGCUAUACUGCAGCUUGCUAUCAAAAAAAUUGUUGAUGGGAAGGAAUCAAAGCCUGCUCGUCUUGUUGGCAAGUUAUCUUUUAUAGAUCUUGCUGGAAGUGAACGUGGUGCAGAUACGACAGAUAAUGACAAACAAACAAGAAUGGAAGGCGCUGAAAUUAAUAAAAGUUUACUUGCACUAAAGGAAUGCAUCAGAGCACUUGACAGCGAUCAGGGUCAUAUUCCCUUCAGAGGGAGUAAGCUAACUGAGGUUCUUAGAGACUCAUUUGUUGGUGAUUCGCGCACUGUUAUGAUAUCAUGCAUUUCCCCAAACUCAGGAUCAUGUGAACAUACUCUCAACACAUUAAGAUAUGCUGACAGGGUUAAGAGUCUGUGCAAGGGAACCAGCAGCUUCAGGAAAGAUACACUUUCUUCGUCACUAAACAUUAGAACCUCAACAGCUUUGCCCUUGUCUUCAGUUUCAACAACUGCAACAGCCUCUUCAGAUAAUAACCCCACAGAUGUCGGAAGUAACAGAUUCGGGUGGCCUAAGCAAAGUGAAUUGGAGCCUUCUGAAUCAUUGACACUUGAACGUGCUCCUAAUGGACGAGUAGAAAGCACCUCAGCCUCAAAGGCCUUUCCAGAUAAAUACAAGGGUCAGACAGAAAGGCCAGAUGAUGUAAUUGAAGACUAUUUUGAGUACAACGAGGAAACUCAUGAACAAAACAAUCAAUUUCAGACAAGGAACACCACUCAAACAAAUGCCAGGGAAUCGACAGCAUCUCAGGCUAAGAACUCACAUUCAGACGAAGAAAUUGAUGCUAUCCUAAAGGAAGAGAAUGAUCUUGUGAAUGCUCACCGCAAACUCAUAGAACAGACUAUGGAUAUUGUCAGACAGGAGAUGGACCUUUUGGUUCAGGUUGACAAUCCAGGAAACCAGCUCGACGAAUAUAUUCACAAGCUAAAUGUGAUUCUUUCGCAUAAGGCAGCAGGAAUUGUGCAGCUGCAAAAUCGAUUAGGUCAGUUCCGGAGCCAUUUGCAUGAAUACAAUAUCUUAGCUUCUUCCGGGCAGUAAUCAUGUUCCUUCUGGUAUAAACACUAAUAUUGUUGGUAAAAAAUGUCAUGACUCAAUUUCCUUGAUGGUCUUUCCCCAUGGAAAGACAGGUUUUGGUGUGUGUUUUUGGAUUUCUCCGCAUUGAAAGCUUGUUUCCAUCUUCUUCUCUUUUUGUU
Molecule: messenger RNA, 2121 nt
Organism: Daucus carota subsp. sativus
Lineage: Eukaryota; Viridiplantae; Streptophyta; Magnoliopsida; Apiales; Apiaceae
Product: kinesin-like protein KIN-13B
Exons: 10
Coding region: 200-1966 (588 amino acids)
Biological process (GO): microtubule depolymerization; microtubule-based movement
Cellular component (GO): microtubule
Molecular function (GO): ATP binding; microtubule binding; microtubule motor activity
Source: RefSeq, a predicted model, not a curated record